AUGGGUUACCUACCAGACUCAUUUCACUAUUACAUCGAAACCGCCCUCGUCGCCCUCCUCGUAUGGGUCGUAAUAAGGAAUCGAUCGAAAAGACAACAAGAGAAAUUGUCAAAGAAAUUGACGGAACGACAGAAAGAUGAACUUAUUGCCGAUUGGCAUCCAGAGCCAUUGGUACCAGAGACACCACAGGAUCAUCCGGUCUUGAAUCCCAAAUAUGCUGAUGGAAAAAUGACAAAAGAGGUGACGAUCGACGGCGAGACGUAUCUGAAUAUGGCAUCCACCAAUUUCCUCAGCUUCAUCGGUGUCAAACGAAUCGAGGAACGCGCGAAACAGACGAUUUUCAAAUAUGGAGUCGGAUCGUGUGGACCACGUGGAUUCUACGGAACCGUCGAUGUUCAUCUCGAUUUGGAGAAAGAAUUGGCGAAAUUCAUGGGCUGCGAAGAGGCGGUUCUCUACAGUUACGGAUUCGCUACCGUAUCCUCGGCGAUUCCCGCUUAUGCGAAAAAAGGCGACGUGAUUUUCGUCGAUGAAGGCGUCAAUUUCGCGAUUCAAAAGGGUCUCCAAGCGUCGAGAAGUCGAGUGGAAUACUUCAAACAUAAUGAUAUGGAAGAUUUGGAGAGAUUGUUGUUGGAACAGGAGCAGAGAGAUAAGAAAGACCCGAAAAAAGCGAAAUCCGUUCGCCGCUUCAUCGUCGUCGAGGGUCUCUACGUAAACCACGCCGAUCUGUGCCCACUUCCAAAAAUAAUCGAAUUCAAAUGGCGCUACAAAGUCCGCGUGUUCAUCGAUGAGAGUUGGUCGUUCGGAGUGAUUGGAAAGACUGGAAGAGCACAAAAACGCGUUCAAAUCCACCGGCACAAUAUUCGUCGUCUCAAUCGUCGACAAAUUCUUGUGAUCCUUAAACCAUCGACUCGAAAAGUCCCAUCCGCUCUCCGCCGCACUUCCGAUAUCCUUGAAAAACUGUCGUUUUCUGGAUUUGGUGGAAAAGUGCUCAGCGCUCAGUACGUCUUCUCUGAAACUCUCAGGACGAGGAGUUUCAGCCUCGGUGUGAUACUGAAACAUAUGGACGGUCUCAUUGAGCUCAGACGCUAUCAACCCCUUGACGAUCCAAUAGGCGUCCCAAUAGUAGAAUUCACGGAAUCGCCCACCGGGCAGAAUGAAUUGAUGUGGGACGUAGAUCAAAGAGAACCGAGACGGGUCCUCCUUGACUUCUGGCUUCAUUUGACGGCAAAGUUGAAUCCAGAUGAAGUGGAGACGUUGGGCGAACGCCUGGUAAUGGCCGUCCUGGAUUUGGGUGAGCUUCUCGGUGAUGGGCUUCCAGUCGGGCAAGUUGCAGCUGGAAAAUUGACAUAUUCCGGUUGA
This is a messenger RNA of Caenorhabditis remanei, 1359 nucleotides long. RefSeq lists its product as uncharacterized. Bases 1 to 1359 code for a protein of 452 amino acids. Gene Ontology annotation, molecular function: pyridoxal phosphate binding; serine C-palmitoyltransferase activity. NCBI's taxonomy places the organism in Eukaryota, Metazoa, Nematoda, Chromadorea, Rhabditida, Rhabditidae. The record is from RefSeq and is a predicted model, not a curated record. Gene Ontology annotation, cellular component: endoplasmic reticulum. Gene Ontology annotation, biological process: sphingosine biosynthetic process; ceramide biosynthetic process. The transcript is spliced from 6 exons.